AUGGUUCUAGGUGUGUUUCUGGGGCUUGUUCUCGCAUGUCUGCUUCUCCUUUCACUAUGGAGGCAGAACUCUCAGAGAAGAAAGCUUCCUCCUGGCCCCACUCCUCUCCCAAUCAUUGGAAAUAUUCUUCAGGUGGAUCUUAAGAACAUCAGCAAAUCACUGAGGGAUCUUUCAAAAGUCUAUGGUCCUGUGUUCACUCUGUACUUGGGCAGGAAGCCUGCUGUGGUGUUGCUUGGUUACGAAGCUGUGAAAGAAGCCAUGGUUGAUCAUGGGGAGGAGUUUGCUGGAAGAGGAAGCUUUCCAGUGGCUGAUAAGAUUGGUCAAGGCUUUGGCAUUGUUUUCAGCAGUGGCAAGAUCUGGAAAACGAUGAGACGCUUCUCACUUGUGACUCUGCGCAACUUUGGGAUGGGGCAGAGAAGCAUUGAGGAGCGUGUUCAAGAGGAAGCUCGCUAUAUGGUGGGGGAACUGAGGAAAACCAAUGGCUCACCCUGUAAUCCCACCUUCAUCCUGGGCUGUGGUCCUUGCAAUGUGAUCUGCUCCAUUGUUUUCCAGAAUCGUUUUGAUUAUAAAGAUAAAGAAUUUCUUAACUUCAUGCAUGUCUUAAAUGAAAAUGUAGAGAUUCUGAGUUCCCCUUGGAUGCAGAUUUGCAACAAUUUUCCUUUUAUGAUUGAUUAUUUACCAGGAAAACACAGAAAAUUACUUGAAAAUUUCACUUUUUUAAAACAUUACUUUUCGGCAAAAGCAACACAGCACCAAGAAUCACUGGAUAUUAAUAAUCCUCGGGACUUUAUUGAUUGUUUCCUGAUCAAAAUGGAGCAGGAAAAGAACAACCCAAAGACAGAGUUUAUUCGUGAAAACUUGAUCUUCUCAGCAUCUGACCUGUUUGCUGCUGGGACCGAGACAACAAGCACAACACUGAGGUACUCUCUGCUGCUCCUGCUCAAGUACCCAGAAGUCACAGCCAAAGUCCAGAAGGAGAUUGACCAUGUGAUUGGUAGAAACAGAAGCCCCUGCAUGCAGGACAGGAUUCACAUGCCUUACACUGAUGCUGUGUUGCAUGAGAUUCAGAGAUACAUUGACCUCCUUCCCACCAGCCUGCCCCAUGCAACAACCUGUGACAUGAAGUUCAGAAACUAUCUCAUUCCCAAGGGUACCACUGUCAUAGCAUCUCUGUCAUCUGUCCUAUAUGAUGACAAAGAAUUCCCCAACCCAGAGAAGUUUGAUCCCGGUCACUUUUUGGAUGAGAAUGGCAAGUUUAAGAAAAGUGACUACUUUUUCCCCUUCUCAACAGGAAAAUGGAUUUGUGUGGGAGAAGGCCUGGCCCGAAUGGAGUUAUUUUUAUUCCUGACCACCAUUUUACAGAACUUUAACCUGAAGUCUCCAGUUGACCUGAAAGACCUUGAUAUCACCCCAGUUGCCAAUGGAUUUGUUUCUGUGCCACCUGAGUUCCAAAUCUGCUUCACUCCCAUCUGAAUGUAUUUCCCCAUUGUACCUACUUCCUUCCUCUAGAGCACAGCUGACCUCUUCUGUCAGACAUGCCUCU
Molecule: messenger RNA, 1543 nt
Organism: Cricetulus griseus (Chinese hamster)
Lineage: Eukaryota; Metazoa; Chordata; Mammalia; Rodentia; Cricetidae
Source: RefSeq, a predicted model, not a curated record